CAUCGAUGGGAAAAAUGCCAUUUGUGUAUGAUAACACAAUCAUAUGAUAGUCGUCGUUUAAAACAAAACAUUCAAGGUGAUAACGUUGUGUGCUUCUAAUAUGCCUAAUCACUGUGUUUGCAGUCCCUGCAGAAAGAUGGCCUUACUCGGAUAGAAGUCGAAUGUGCAGCAGGCAGAAGAUUAGGAUGGACGUAUUCAACUAACAUCAGAAGCAACUGGCCCUUCUUGUCUACUUGGAUUUUUCGGGGUGUUCCUGGUGAUACGAUGCCGAUUUCUGAAAAGGAGUCCAACGAAUUUUUUAAAAUGAAUUCCGAGUUGGAGACAAAGUAUGGUAGUAAGCUGCAAAAGGCUUCCGAUGGAUGUCUACACUUACAGUUUCUCCACGAGACGGAAGAAGAAGCAAAGAGAAUGUGUGACGAUAAGGACUUUGUGAAAGAAAGAUUUUUACAAUACAUGGCUGGCGUUGGGAUGGACGCUACUUCGUGUACUGUUGAAGCAUCUUACACACACGUUGCCCCAAGUUCGAAACAAGCAGAACACAUUCCCAAAAAGGAUCCCUAUGCAACAAGUGAAUCAGGCGAUGCAAAAGGGAUAGGUGGGACAACAUUUGACGAUGACAGCUCAUCUGAAAAUUUAGAUGAAAGCUUCUUCUCACUGGACGGAAGUGAGGAUAGUGAUAGACAGACACAUAAUGUCCUGGACACAAAGAUCCCAUCAACGUCAGCAGAAGAAGAUUCCGAAAAUGAAGAUACAAGUACUCAAAUCCAAUCAACACACUUACCAUCGUAUUCUGAAAGACAUGACCUAGCGGAAACGGGAACAAAGAGGUUUGAAGGACAUGCAUCAGGCAGGAGCAUUACGGUCACAGGUGUUAUUGGAGGAACAAAGAGGUUUGAAGGACAUGCAUCAGGCAGGAGCAUUACGGUCACAGGUGUUAUUGGAGGUACAGCUAUACAUACACCUUGUCGACACUGUCGCAAGGAAAGGCGGGGCCAACUGCGUCGUAAUAUCUCUAUGGAAUCUUUGAAGGAGCUUGCACGAUCAGCUCUCCGUCCCAAUCCACUGCCGGCAGAAGUCAUUCAGAUAUAUGGAUGUGACACGUGUGACAACGUUACCGAGGAAUCUAGGCGUGAGUGUGAGUUAGGGAAGCAUGUCUUCUUCAUCCACCUUUUUGACCAAUCAGAGAAUGAAAUAUGUACAUGUGAGCUGAUGCAAAAGACACAGUAUCAAAUGAAGAAGAUAUUAUCUGCGUUGAGAAACACGCAUGGAGGCAUUCUGUACGUACAUUCGUCUACUUGGAUUGAGGAUACUCGUUCAUUCGUUGACUCUAUACUCAGCACACUGACAUCUCCCGGUGAGGUUGUUUCCGAGGUUUUCGAGUGUGAAUUUGAUGAAGCAUGUCCCAACAUAUUGAGAAUAGAAGUUGAGCGUUCAGCAACGUUUAUCACUGCUGAUCUGAAAACGAAACAACCUACUUGUAUGUUGAAGUAUCAAUCCGUCUCACUUGAUACUUUGAAGUCACGCCUCUUCUCUCAGCGUACAGUACAGAAUACUGCGCCCACCUUGCAAGGCGUCUCUUAUAUCAAGCAUGGAAAGGCUGUGGUGAAGUUGUAUGUCCAAAGGUGGUCGUAUGGAUAUAGAUCGGUCGACAGAAGCUUAAGUGAUAAGGUCAGUGAACUCAUUGAUAAAGUUCAUUUGUCUGAGCACGUUUCAUCACUUUCAAAAAGAAAAAAAGGCGGAAACAUUUUUGUAGGGGAGGAACGCUUUUACGAGGGAGAUAUGGAAGGAUUAAACAUAGUUCCUCCUGGAAAGUGGCGGGGAGAUGAACUUAAGAGAACGCUUGAACAAGAGCUGCUGAGCAGAAUAUUUGUUUUUGAAAACAAAUAUUCUGAUGUGAACGACGUCUUCACAAUAGGGAUUCACAACACUGGAGAUGACACAUACAUUAUUGAAGUGGCUGUAAGACCUGUCAAUGGUUGCGUGUUUCAUGACGCCUUGGGACCAGCGUCUUUUGAACUUGAAGAAAGGGAGAUUGCUGGCUUGAAAUAUGAUGCAUGUGUCCGACUAUCUUUUGACGAUUGGUUUAAAAAGACGUUUCCAGAAAUGAAAAUAGGAAAUACUGAGCAUAAGUGACCUGCCAGUGACAUCAACUGUUCAUCAGCGUUGACCUGAUAUUGUGAAGUCAUUUACUAUUUCAUUCCUCUAACCAAAGGUUCGGCAACAGCACGGUCGUCGGUGUCUAUAAGCAGCAUUUUGCCCCAGAAUCAUUGAACCAGUGAAGCUCAAAUAUCGCAUGCUUGUAAACCUGUUAUGACACUUGCAUUUGAUGUGACAUUAUAGCCCUUUCAAAAUGUAAAGUCUUAUAUUAUUCUCUUGCAUUGACAAUGUGUUUUAUGGUGUAUGUGUAGCAUGUAAUGGGCCAAUACAUUUUAUAUUGAACUUGAUGUAAAGUUUUGCAUUCUAGCCACGCCCUUAUAUUCUCCCAACUUGCAUUAGUGGCUCUCUGUAAUACAAAUAGCUAAAGAUGCAUGUCUAUAUCAGAAGAGAAGAAUGCUCUAUCUUAGGACUUUAAAUUGUCCGUCAGUGUAAUGGAGAAUUUAAUAUUACUCUGUGAUCAAGGACGUUUUUGUAUUUUAGCGGAAGUUUGCCUCCAAUACGUUUAAGGAUAGAUAGUUAUAUAAACAUGUAUAUGUAUAUAUGUAAUGGCUCUGUUUCUCGUAUAGGUUUGGUUUGUUUGUUGUUUAACGCCGCACUCAGCAAUAUUCCAGCUAUAUGACGGCGGUCUGUAAAUAAUCGAGUCUGG
Haliotis rufescens (red abalone) is the source of this 2803-nucleotide messenger RNA. RefSeq lists its product as uncharacterized. Bases 265 to 2133 code for a protein of 622 amino acids. The transcript is spliced from 10 exons. The record is from RefSeq and is a predicted model, not a curated record. Lineage: Eukaryota; Metazoa; Mollusca; Gastropoda; Lepetellida; Haliotidae.